UUGACAGCUAGCUAGCGCAGCGCACUUCACAACAGCCAGCUGAUACCAAUCAGCUACUCACAGUGGACAGCGUCUCGGUUUUGUUCUCGGCAAUACAUUUACCGUCAUACAUGAACUUACAUCAUAUGGAAGAGAUAUCAGUAACAUUAUUUCAUACAAGUAUGGCGGUUACACUUCAAUGCUCUGACAGCUCUUCGUCUGUGUAGUUAGCGAGCUAGCUAGCUGGGUAAAGUUGAUAGCACUAAAUAUCAUCAACGCUAGCUAGCUAAGUUACAGCGGAUUCUUACAAGCUGGCAUCAAAACAAACUCAUCGUCAGCCAUGGGAAUACUAUUUACAAAGCUAUGGAGGCUUUUUAAUCACCAAGAGCACAAAGUUAUUAUUGUUGGCCUGGACAAUGCCGGCAAGACCACAAUUCUGUACCAGUUUUCUAUGAACGAGGUGGUGCACACCUCUCCUACGAUUGGGAGCAACGUGGAGGAGAUUGUGGUCAACAACACCCACUUCCUGAUGUGGGACAUUGGAGGCCAGGAGUCCCUUAGGUCUUCGUGGAAUACAUACUACACAAACACAGAGUUUGUAAUCGUGGUGGUCGACAGCACAGACAGAGAAAGGAUUUCAGUGACCAAAGAGGAACUCUACAGAAUGCUAGCACAUGAAGAUUUGAGAAAGGCAGGGCUGUUGAUCUUUGCCAACAAGCAGGAUGUGAAAGGCUGCAUGUCUGUGGCCGAGAUCUCCCAGAGCCUCCAGCUUACCUCUGUCAAAGACCACCAGUGGCACAUCCAGGCCUGCUGUGCGCUCACUGGAGAGGGGUUGUGCCAGGGUCUUGAGUGGAUGAUGUCACGGCUGCGCGUGAGAUGAUGACCUUUGACUCUGAUCAGGAGUGCGCCCUUGCUCUCUUGUUUUCUCUGCCUCCAGACAUGAGCUUGAAAUGAGGAUGGGGACGAGGCCCUGUCCUCUUUCCUGUGAAGCUGACAUGGGCAGACCGCUGCCAGGACAUUACAUUCUUCUGUGAUAAUUUAUUUUACAAAAGACAUCUGAACUCUGAACAAAAAAACAUGACCUUUUCAGAAGGACAUUGGACAAACAAAAGACUCAAAUUAUUUAAAUUGAAAUUUCUGCACGGUUUUCCUUUCAGAAAAACACAGAGGUCAGAAAAGUGUCUGACUUGGAACUGUACAUGGACCUAUUCUUCAGCUGUGUUUGAGUCUAGCCCAUGGUGGCCUUGCAGUAUUGCCGGACUGGCUGUGGCAGUUUUUAUUGCCCCCCUGUGUGUACAGUCCAGUAUUCUCUUUUAAUGUGGUGCCUGCAGCAGAAUGUUCAAGCAAUGAUGGUUGAUGGUGACUGAAACAUGCAGAAGGGAGGGUAAAAUCACAAAACACCCACCUCCUUUUCAGUCCCUAUGAAUAAUCAGUAAAAUAAAGUGUUUUUAUCUGUUUCAGGCGAAUUGCAUCGUGUCAUGAAUGAGUAUUCCUUUCAGGUGACUCCCAAGACUGUUCUUUUCUUCUGUAUGAUUUUUUUUUUUCUCUCGGGAUAAUUGUGAACUGUAUUGAGUUUCAUCUUUGUAACUUCAAGUUAUUCUUUUUUUUUAGUGCUUUAGGGGGCAGAAUGUGUCACAUGAGCUCAUGGUCCCUCAUGCUUUUCAGUGAGCAUGAUGAGCAGCUACAGGAGUAGAGAGGAGAGAGCCAGAGAGUAAGACAGCAGAGGGAUUCAGGGAGAGAGAAGAAGAGACCAGCUCUAAACUGUGAGCAGCACACAGUCAGUGGUUAAGAGAAGAAGAAAACAGCACAAUAGUAAGGACUGCAUACUAGGGCUGUCAUGUUUUUCAAGAAAAUCAAGUUCAAAUGAGAACAAACACAAACCAAAGCCAAACUAUGUUGUUAGAAUUGGAAUUUCCACUCAUUUGUGGCUAACGCCUUGGAUCUGUCAACGUGGUACAAUGUCAUUGGUAUAAGGAAGUUGUUUGUUACAACGUCAGCAAACAGCCCUGCCAUUAUCCUUAAUUUUUAUCAUGUAUCAUCUGUAAAACCACAAUUAUACAUUGGCACAUCUCACAUGCUGUGGUCUUGUGAUUAACCUUUCAUCAGAGCUUGAUACGUUCCUCUUUUUUACUUUUUACUGUGUGUAAGAACUGACUCAUGAACAGCUUUAAACAUAAUCCUACGUAUGUUUCAUUUUAAUGUAACUACCAGUCGUAAUAUUGGCCAUUUUUUUUAAACAGCUUGAUCAGUUUCACUGUGUAUUAAAGCAUAAAUCAAUAUGUUCUACAUUAACAUCAGAUCAAAUGACUGUGUGUAAUGCUAAAAGCACUUGAAUUAACGAGCCCACAGAGAUGUGGUUCAGUCUUAAAUUGACUAAUUGCCUAAAGACUGACCAAUGGAACUUAUUGGUAAAAGUGGAGAUAUAAAUGAAUGAACACCAACACUUGAUAUUUUAGUAAAGUCCUACUGUGUGAAGAUGUUCUUGCAGGACAACUGAGCAAACUCCAUCUGCUAAUGAGAAAAAGCCCACAAGAUGUGUCUGA
This is a messenger RNA of Seriola dumerili (greater amberjack), 2522 nucleotides long. It is a transcript of the gene arl5a, whose product is annotated as ADP-ribosylation factor-like protein 5A. NCBI's taxonomy places the organism in Eukaryota, Metazoa, Chordata, Actinopteri, Carangiformes, Carangidae. Gene Ontology annotation, molecular function: GTP binding; GTPase activity. The coding region runs from base 320 to 859 and encodes 179 amino acids. Gene Ontology annotation, cellular component: cytoplasm; trans-Golgi network. Gene Ontology annotation, biological process: intracellular protein transport; vesicle-mediated transport; protein localization to Golgi membrane. The record is from RefSeq and is a predicted model, not a curated record. The transcript is spliced from 6 exons.